AAUUUGAAAAAAAUGAAGUAGAAGUUGAUGAUGUUGAUAAUUUGUCAUUUGAUAGAUUUUUAAAAGAAAUUAAAAAUGACUAUGAAAACUGUGAACCAAAAUUACAACAAGUAUUUAAGAUGUUUAUUAAAAGAUAUAGAGCAGCCAAGUCACAAUUAAUUGCUCAGGCAAUCAUAUUUUUUUACAAUCUUGAUUCUUCUACACAAAUUAAAAAUGGUGCAAUAAUUCGUGUCCAGCCAGAACGUAAAGUACGACAAACAAAUAAGCAAGGGCACAAUUUGA
Molecule: messenger RNA, 282 nt
Organism: Racocetra persica
Lineage: Eukaryota; Fungi; Glomeromycota; Glomeromycetes; Diversisporales; Gigasporaceae
Source: the annotation of a GenBank genome assembly